Molecule: messenger RNA, 1181 nt
Organism: Pyrus x bretschneideri (Chinese white pear)
Lineage: Eukaryota; Viridiplantae; Streptophyta; Magnoliopsida; Rosales; Rosaceae
Product: protein DMP3
Exons: 1
Coding region: 198-866 (222 amino acids)
Biological process (GO): endomembrane system organization
Source: RefSeq, a predicted model, not a curated record
AUAUUCUAGCUAUCCCUAUACGCCAAGUCUCUCUUAUCCAAAUACACCAACAAUUGAUCUCAAGAUCACCACAACUACAACCAUAUCGCUCCCUCCGCCGCGUCCACCACCGCACCUGCUACGGUCGUACAAUUAAUAUAUAUACAUACAUAUAUAUACUUCUAAACCCUUGUGCAGCUAGGCUGUAGCUAGCAAACAUGUCUCUUAGACCAAGAGCAACUUCCACAAUCACCCCUGUCGCGCCACAACCAACCUCCACCUCCUCCUCCGAUACAGAACCUGAUGAAACCCCGAAAAGCCCCCAACCACCUCAACCCACCUUCUCCCAACGUGCCAUCUCCCAAACCCUAACGAGCACAGCAAACCUAGCCAACCUCCUCCCCACAGGCACCCUCCUUGCUUUCCAACUCCUCAUCCCAAUCUUCACCGGCAACGGCUCUUGCGAUGCCGCCACACGCCCCAUGACCUUGAUCCUCCUCCUUCUCCUCGGCCUCUCGUGCUUUCUCGCGUCCCUCACCGACAGCAUCAAGGCUAUGGACGGACAAGUCUACUACGGGUUGGCAACCACCAAGGGCCUGUUUGUGUUUGACUACCCGGAUGCUUCGGGUUCGGGGCUGCCGGAUUUGAGCAAGUACAAGAUAAGAUUCAUUGAUUUGGUUCAUGCAGUUUUGUCUGUAUUUGUGUUUGGCGCUGUGGCUUUGAGGGACAAGAAUGUUUUGGGGUGCUUUUAUCCCACACCAGGCCAUCAGACUCAGGAGGUCUUGGACAUUGCUCCAGUUGGUAUAGGGCUCAUUUGCAGCUUGCUUUUUGUGGUCUUCCCCACCAGGAGACACGGUAUUGGAUUCCCUCUUACGCCUGGCAAAUAACUGGGUAAUCGAAUUCUGAGAAAUGUUAUUUAGACACGCAAAAUUGUCAUUUUUUGUCAUACUUUUGCGUGUCUAAACAAAAUUAUUAAAUUUGUUGUUUAAUCAUUUGUUCUCCUUUGACUUCCAAAUGCCCUUUGGUUUUGAGUGUAGUUUAAUAUUAUUUGUUAAUUAGUCUUAAUAUAUUGUAGUUAAUUACCUGGAAGUGUAAGGAUUAAGGAACAUGUACAAUUGUCCAUUUUAGCAGAUCAAGAAUAAAUUAAUGACAUGUGUAAUUUGAUUCCCUCAAGAAUAUUGCGAGUGCUAUUUUCUAUUCUA